ACAAAAGUGCAAAGCGAGCGCCGCUAAAAACAGGGGCAACCCGGCCGUGUAAUCGCGCAAGUGUCGUUGACUGUCCGCGUUGACUAGUGCUGCCGAUAUUUCCGCAAGCGUGCUCGUGGACACAAGCUGCCCGAGAAAUGUCGACGUGGAAUUGGUCGCAAGCCCGCAGUGCGUGAGAUUCUGAUUCGAAGCCGGAUUCGAAGGGUAGCAUGUCUGAUUCACAAGGAUACACCAAUGCCUCCGGGCAGUCCGAAGCCCAACAGGCGUUGGAAUACUUCUGGCCUCGCGUCAUGGAGGAAACGAGGAACCUGGGUGUGAACGAGUUCAAGAACCAGGAAUUGCCACUAGCCCGUAUAAAGAAGAUAAUGAAGCUAGACAAAGACGUUAAGAUGAUCAGCGCUGAGGCCCCAGUGCUUUUUGCCAGGGCUGCUGAAAUCUUCAUCACAGAGCUCUCGCUACGUGCCUGGGUUCACACGGAAGACAACAAGAGGCGCACAUUGCAGAGGAACGACAUUGCCAUGGCCAUCACCAAGUACGACCAGUUUGACUUUCUCAUCGACAUUGUGCCACGCGAUGAGCUCAAGCCGACCACUAAAAGGACGGAAGAGACUGUUCGGACAGCCACCAUGCCUGCUGACCAGGUCCAGUACUACUUCCAGUUGGCUCAGCAACACCAGGCAGCGCUGCAGCAACAACAGCAGCAACAACCCACAGCUCUGGCAACAGCUGGACAGCCCCAGAUUCAAAUAGUGCAGACAACUGGUGGCAAUGCACAGGCCCUGACGGUGCAGAAUGCGACACCUUCUUUUUCGGUGCCCUCUGUACUACAAGUGCAACAGGUUGGUACUGCAGAACAGCAGCAACAAGCUCAGCAACAACAGCAGCAGCAGAUACAGCUGCAGACACAACCGCAGGUGGUACAGCUGCAGCAGCCCGUGCAGACGCAGCAGGUUGCACAGCAGGGAGGCAUCCAGAUUGUGCAGCAAGUCAUCAACAGCAACGGGGAGAUACAGCAGAUUCCGAUUCAGCUGACACCCGCACAGCUACAGCUGAUCCGGAUGCAGAUGCAAGGGCAGAGCACGGGUCAACCCAUCAUCAUCCAGACGGCACCCAUCCCCCAGGCUGCGCCGCAGCCCCCGCCACAGCAGCCUCAGACGCUGUACCAAAUCCAGCAGGCCCCAGGACAGCCGGCUUCGGUGUUUCUCGCUCCGGCAGGGGCGGUAACUGGCGCACCGCAAACCACCGUCCAGAUUCAGACGCAACAGGAGACGCAGUCCACCGAAGACGAUGGCACCGACCAAUGACAGCAGAGGGACUGCGACUGUUGAUACCCUCUUGUAAAAGAAUCGUUGUACAGACUCACUCCACCACCACCAGAGAACUUGCCUUUUGUAGCACAUUGUACUUGUCUUUCUUUCCUUUUUUUUUUAAUAAAUGGGACAAGUGGCAUCAUCACCUUCACCACCUUGCAA
This is a messenger RNA of Rhipicephalus sanguineus (brown dog tick), 1472 nucleotides long. RefSeq names its product nuclear transcription factor Y subunit gamma. Gene Ontology annotation, biological process: regulation of DNA-templated transcription. Gene Ontology annotation, molecular function: DNA binding; DNA-binding transcription activator activity, RNA polymerase II-specific; protein heterodimerization activity. NCBI's taxonomy places the organism in Eukaryota, Metazoa, Arthropoda, Arachnida, Ixodida, Ixodidae. The record is from RefSeq and is a predicted model, not a curated record. The transcript has 11 exons. The coding region runs from base 210 to 1304 and encodes 364 amino acids. Gene Ontology annotation, cellular component: nucleus; CCAAT-binding factor complex.